AGCGUGGAGAGUGUGUGCUGCCUUUACAGCACAGAGAAACAGCGCGUUUACACCACACGUGUGCUCUGUGUUUAUGAUAUAACACAACUGCGACUUCGUGUUUCUUUACACUUGUUUUCCCUCAAGGGUUCAUUUCCUCCACGCUGAACUGCUCUUUGUUGUUACAGAGAAGAUAAGGAGUAAAACAAGUCUUCUGAAAUGGCUAACGUUAAGUCGCCAACUUGUUGAUGGUGUCACUUCAUUUUUUAUUAUUUUUUUUGCUGUCACUCAGGAAUGUGAAGAUGCCACAUUCUGUCAACUCCUUCCCUACGGAAACUCUCAUCUCGAAAACCUUCUCUUUGGACUUCUUCUCUAUCAGCGAACGCCCUACAGAGCCGUACGAAGCAGACAGCUUCAUCGCCAGCUUCAGUAAUGUCAGCAACAUCAGCGGGUUAGGCGGCCUUCGCUGCACCUACAAGGAAGACUUUAAACGUAUUUUACUCCCUGCUGUGUACACCCUUGUCUUCCUGCUCGGCCUUCCUCUCAAUGCUGCUGUCAUACUGAAGAUAUGGAGGACUCGGCCCAGUCUGUCCAAAAACAACAUCUAUAUGCUCAACUUGGCCAUAGCCGACUUUCUGUAUGUGAUGUCACUUCCCUUGCUCAUCUACAACUACGGCAGUCAUGACUACUGGCCCUUCGGAGAGUUUGCCUGUAAAAUGGUCAGGUUUCAAUUCUACAGUAAUCUGCAUGGCAGCAUCCUCUUCCUCACCUGCAUCAGUGUGCAGCGCUAUCUGGGCAUUUGCCAUCCUCUUGCGAUGUGGCCCAAGCAAGGUGGCCGCAGGUUGGCGUGGUGUGUCUGCGGAGGGGUAUGGCUGGUGGUGGUCGUCCUGUGCGCGCCAACUUUUCACUUUGCUGCGACAGGAAUCCAGCGAAACCGCACAGUGUGUUAUGAUUUAAGCACACCAAAGCGCUCAGUAGACUACUACCCCUAUGGCAUGGCUCUGACCUGCCUCGGCUUCUUGUUGCCUUUCAUGGGUGUGAUGGUGUGCUACUGCCGGAUGGCCCACAUCCUGUGCCGCCCGGUGUCCUACCAGGGUGUCUCCAUGUCGACUGGGGAGAAACGGGACAGGGCGGUGAGGAUGAUCAUUGUGGUGGUGGCAGUGUUCUGCAUAAGCUUCCUGCCAUUUCACCUUACCAAGACCAUGUACCUGGUAGUGCGUACUCUGCCGGCUGUGCCCUGCGAGACAAGAAACUUGUUUGCAAUCAUCUAUAAGAGCACCAGGCCGUUUGCCAGCAUGAACAGCUUCCUGGACCCUAUUCUGUUUUACUUCACCCAGCCACGCUACCGCCAGAGCACCAGAAGGUUUGUUCUCAAAGUCACCAGCCUCAGGGACAAGGGCACCAGUGUGUGAGUGAACAGUAGAUCAUGCACUUAUAGCCUUGUUGCUACGCCAGUGGUGGAUCAUACGAUGUUGCAAAGUGGUACAUGUAUUUGUUGCUGAGUUUUUUUAACAGGUUUCCUUGUGCAUGUCCUAAUGUAAGCUGUAGUCCUUUAUGCUCCGACCUACUACCGAAUGUAACAAAGAAGUGGACCUUCCUAAGGGGAUUUGACAAUUCAGAGGUACUGGCAUAUCAACAAACCUUAUGAAAUUAAAUAUGAAAGUUGUAAUCUUUUAAUGUAGAAAGUAAACAGAAAGAGUUGUGAAGAAAAUCCAUAUUCUGGUGUCACUCAUAUAAUCUUGAAUUGGCAGACUACAGGUGUAUUUCUGUGGGGCAUUUAGGCACUUUGGACACUUCACAUUGAGAUUCCUGAUUCUAUAUUGCCUUUAUUUUAUUAAAUAUUGGCUGUAUAUGGCUAAGGAGUACUGCACAUGUACUGUACAUGUAAAUGCUGAUUACACCGUCAGCAGACCAGGGCAUUUACAUCCUGCAUUGUCUCUGUUAUCUGUGAAAUAUUUACUCUCAGUGUGCGCUGAGCACUGCGUAGUAAAGGACAAGCUUUUCUCAUUUUUGUUUCAUACUGUGAACUGCAGUAUAGUAGAAAUGCUCUAAAAUUAUAAAAUAAUGAGCACAGUCUCCACAGUUUAUAUCCAAGAUGAAAUCAUUUUGAGAUACGUGUGGUGUAUAAAUAGUUACAGAAAGAAGGAAGAUCCAUAAAUACUUAGUUCACUAUGGCAUAAAGCCAUGUUAAAUGCUGCUGGAGUGAAACAUGCCACACAAACAUAGGAUUGCAAAAACAUGGCAGUUGAAGUAGUUUGAAAAUGAAAAAUGUAUUUGAACAUUUUCAUAUGAAGUUUAUCGCUGUUUUUUCCCUAAACGUGACACGUUGUUAACGUACAUUAACGUUAUUCAAGUUAUAAGGCUUGUGUUUGCAUGUUUUCACCACUGGAUGGUGUGUGCACCCCACUGCUGUAACCCCACUGCACUGAAACAUUGGCUCUGUUCUCUUUUAAAAUGGAAUAGUUAUUAAUAUCAUUAUCCAGUAAGGAUUAGAUCUUAGCUACUACAACCAGAGAUUAUCCAAUGCCAAGAAAACGUAAAUAUUUAUCUCAUACCACACUAAAAUAGGCCAUCAAGUCUAUUUUUUCUCCUCAUGUUCUUUAAUUUCUUCAUUUAACAAAGGAAAUCCAUUUAAACAUUUGUGCCAACACGGUACAUUUUUAAAAGCCUUAUCAUUUGCAUUAGAUGCUUAAAGGGAAGGGAGAAUGUUAUUUAUGGACUGUAGGGCCAGGUCUAAAGUAGCAUUCAACCCUGUGGUUUUCCACUUCCUGUGAGUGUGUGAACCCUUCCCAUGAAAUUAGGAUUUAUUUUCGAGGAAAUCACCUCUUAAGUUAUUUCUUAUGAAGUUAUACAAAGUUACUUUGUUAAUGAUUUGAUAAUGUGUAAUGUUCAUGAAAUAAAUGGGCAUAUUGAUGUGUAGUAGUUUUUGGUGUAACUGCAUUUUGCUGUAUCUUAAUGCAAUUUAACUUAAUUCAAAUAUUUACAUUUUUGUACUUAUUUGUCGAGUAACUUUUGCAAGUUGCACAAAUUCGACCAGAUUUUGCAUUGUAUUAUACAGGUAACUGCAGCAUUUAGCUGAUACACCUGCUGCAAACAUAAAUUAAUCUUAAUUAUAAAAUGUGCCUGAGGUGGAUAAUGUGGGUUUAGUCCUGAAUGUGUUAACUCAGUAAUGUAAUGUAAUGUAUUUUAAUCCAUAACAUACACCACGCUCUCCCAGCCUUAAAUCUCUCUCUCCUCUCUCCUCAUGGCUCAUGUGGCCUUCUCUUGACAAUUGUGAAAUUAAACUGGAAUUAUUAAAAUUAUUCAGAAAAUAACUCUAAAGCGACUGUAACAGACAACCUUUAGGCAGCUUUACUACCUAAACAUGGUUCGAACUUGUGACUAUAGUUUGAGUUUUGCACCCAUUAGGUAGUAAAUUAGUGUAUUUUAAUGUGAACAUGUAAUUUUCAAGCAUUUUAAAUGCAAGGAACAUUGUGAUCACAAUAUGAGGUCUAAAAAUGUAAGGAACUUCUUAAUGUAAUGUAAUUUACUGUAUGUUGUGCUUCAGCAAAAAGUGACUGCACUGGUAUUGUUUAUGUGUCUGUUUGGUCCAGUGUUUGUGAUUUUUGAUUUAUAUUUUUGUCAGCCAGUAUUAUUUAGAAAAAAAUCUUAUUUUUGCAAAAUACUGUAGUACUACUAAGAGGAUGAAAGGGGGAUGAAAAAUUAAUUUUUUAUGUUUUUAUAUAGUUUAGUUUUUUUCCUCCCUCUUGAGUUGCUUGUCAAAAUGUUUUGGAUGUUGUCAUAAUGUAAAACUAACUGAAAGCAGCCAUUAAAGUCACACAGCUGCUCACGAGUGUCUUUGCUUCAUUCAGAGUCUAGCGAAUGUAUAUUUUUGCCUUCUUUUUCACUGUACAAAAUAAACGUUUACUCUGCC
This is a messenger RNA of Micropterus salmoides (largemouth bass), 3892 nucleotides long. RefSeq names its product P2Y purinoceptor 3. The coding region runs from base 228 to 1391 and encodes 387 amino acids. Gene Ontology annotation, cellular component: plasma membrane. The record is from RefSeq and is a predicted model, not a curated record. Gene Ontology annotation, molecular function: G protein-coupled ADP receptor activity; G protein-coupled UTP receptor activity; G protein-coupled UDP receptor activity. Lineage: Eukaryota; Metazoa; Chordata; Actinopteri; Centrarchiformes; Centrarchidae. The transcript is spliced from 3 exons. Gene Ontology annotation, biological process: cellular response to pyrimidine ribonucleotide; phospholipase C-activating G protein-coupled receptor signaling pathway.